GUCCAUCUCGCCCAAUCAUUUUCUUCAUCAUCUCUCUCUCUCUCUCUCUCUCUCUCUCUCUCUCUCUCAUCUCUUUCUCUCUCUAAACACACACACACACACACAGUGAUAUAUCAUAUAUGGCUUGUAAUAUUAUUAAAGGCCAUAUGAAAUUGUAGCAGCACUCAUAAUAAAAAUAAAUAAAAUGGGUUUCUUCCAUUCAAAUUUCAUGCUGCAAAUCCCACAUCAAGACCAUGAUUUGAAUCAUCCCUCCGCUACUUCUCUUCCUUCAAUUCUCCCCUCCAAUUGCACCACCCCUCAAGAAUUUCACGGAGUGGCUUCGAUGCUGGGGAAGAGAUCUACGAUGGCGUUCUCGACAGGAAUAAUGGACGGCGGCUGCGAUCACCACCACCAGGAGAUGAACAGCAACGUACACGGCGGCGGCGGCGGAGGUGACGACGAGCUGUCAGAUGAGGAUGGGUCACAGCUGGGUGAGAAGAAGAGGAGGCUGAACAUGGAGCAGGUCAAGACGUUGGAGAAGAAUUCGAGGUGGCUAAUAGGCUCGAGCCGGAGAGGAAAAUGCAGCUGGCUCGAGCGCUCGGCUUGCAGCCGAGGCAGAAUGCUAUCUGGUUCCAGAACAGACGCGCGCACUCACAGGCACGUUUACGGCAAAGCGCCGGAGAAUACGUCGGCGUUACUGUAUUCCGGUGACUACAGCUCUAUUUGCCCGGAGUCAUUGCAUUUUCUAAGCGUCGAUGCAAUCGAUAUGUCGGGGGAGCAUGAAGUUGAUCUUGACACAAAUAUAUGGAAGAUCUUGUGCACCGAUCUCGAAGAGAUUGUGUCUAUAACGCUGCCAAGUGUCGCGUCGUGGUUGCACGUUAUCGAUGCCACGUACGGUCCUCCAAAUGUCGUUUGUCUUGUUGCUCCAUCGAUAACCGGGAGGCCCCUAGGCGAGCAAUGA
Molecule: messenger RNA, 940 nt
Organism: Erythranthe guttata (spotted monkey flower)
Lineage: Eukaryota; Viridiplantae; Streptophyta; Magnoliopsida; Lamiales; Phrymaceae
Source: RefSeq, a predicted model, not a curated record